Paramormyrops kingsleyae is the source of this 3487-nucleotide messenger RNA. The record is from RefSeq and is a predicted model, not a curated record. NCBI's taxonomy places the organism in Eukaryota, Metazoa, Chordata, Actinopteri, Osteoglossiformes, Mormyridae.
GAUUGAUUACUACUACAUCUCUAACCAGGGGUUCCCCAUUGAAGUAUGGGCAGUGGUGUAUUACAUCACACACCUACUGAAGGGGGCGCUCUUGUUCAUCACCAUCGCAUUGAUUGGAACCGGCUGGGCCUUCGUCAAACACAUCCUGUCAGAUAAAGACAAGAAGAUCUUCAUGAUCGUCAUCCCUCUGCAGGUCCUGGCUAACGUGGCAUACAUCAUCAUUGAGUCGACGGAGGAGGGCACCACUGAGUACGGCCUCUGGAAGGAGAUCCUCUUCCUGGUAGACCUCCUGUGCUGUGGUGCAAUUCUGUUUCCUGUCGUCUGGUCUAUCAGACACUUACAGGAAGCCUCUGCCACAGAUGGAAAAGGUAUGUUGUUAUCAUUAAAGAGCACAAAGCUGCACUUGGCGUUCCGCAGUCUAUAACCCUGGAUUUGAUGGGAUUGUUUCAGGAGGGUCUGGCUGUAGGUACAGGCAGGUGCCAAAGCCCCAGAAUGACCAUCAAUUUCUCUACCUAGGCAGGCCUUUGCCUAGAGCCCCUGAAAAGCUAGAGCCGGCUCUUGUGGGAUGCCAGUUCAUCGUAGUACACAGACUAGGGAGAACUUUGGAGAACCAAUCGGCAAACUGUGUGUGUUUGGACUGUAGGAGGAAAUGCAUGUUACACAGGGAGACCAGGCAAACACAGCACAAGAGGCAAGGUUUAGCUAACAGUCUAGAAGUGUAUACAGCAGUGUUCCCCAACCCGGUCCUUGGGGACCCACAGACGGUCCACAUUUUUGCUCCCUCCCAGCUCCCUGCCAGACAGACCACGUUUGGAUCAAGGAUCGGAUUGGGGAACACUGGUAUAUAGGAACAUUGCAGAUCCAGAAUGAUUAAUAAUGUUCUUGGAGAAACCUCCCCGCCCACUGCCAGACCAGAGAUAAAAAUAUCGCUUUUGUGUGAGAGGUGCCCCCAGUUUUGGGGGGGGGGGGAACGGGCACAUCCUGCUUGCACUGGCAGUGCCAGGUAAACUGGCCUGACAGCAGAAUUUGAAUUUAAAUUGCUGCAUGAAGAUGGAGGUAAUAUCCCAGAUGUCAUGGGAAAUACUCAAAAGAUUGCUCAGUGAUGGAGGUGCUACAGGGUCAUAGGUCAAGGCUGCAUUAUUACAUAAUUAGUGUCUCCAGGUGCUUUGAACACAUUGCCAGGAUUAUAAGGAUCGGCAGAUUAAAGUUAGAGAAGUGCAGCAGGUGGUGUCGGUUUCAGGCCGGGGGGGGGGCGCCCUGCUCUUGUCCCUUCUUUGUUCAUCUUCCUUUUGUCCUCCUCUUCCUCUUAGUGACACCUCAUGCCUGUCUGUUCAGCCUGAUUCAGGCGUUCCCUACGCUCACUUUUUCUGGCAUUAGCCAUUACAGCUUCCUGGGUCCUGUUUGCUUGCAGUUUAGUAAGAGCUGUAAAUCCCCGCAACCACUAGCAUCCUACCCCUUUCUGCAGUCUGCCCGUGCUGCAGUGCCCCCCGGUGGCUUGGAGGGUAUUCUCGGGGGCAUUUUAGGACAUGUCAUUGCAGAAAUUCCCUUUCCCUGAGUGGUGUGUUUUCAUUAUUUUCCUUUCUGUCCAAAACAGCCAGGUUAUUACCCUCAUUCUAGCUAUUUGGGUGCUGAAAACACCUUCCUGCAGGAAAUGGGCAGAAUCACACAGCACUGAUCAUGAGGCCCGUGUUCUGGCUUCUGUAUUUAGUGAUUGAAUUUAUAUUUUAAUGAAUGAAUCAUCAGUGGUAUGGUCGACAAUGCUACAGCUUCACCCGUCUGGGGUCAGGUGAUCAGAUCAUGUUUCUCUGCCUUUCGUUUGGAUACUCCGGUGUUGUCUUGCAGUCCAAAAAAGAAGGUGAAUUGGUAUCUCAGUUACCCUUUGUGUGUAGGUAUGUGGCCUGUGCUGGCCUGUGCUGGUCUGUGCUGGACUGGCACUCCAAGUGUCCUCUGGCUUGUGCCCUGAGCUUCCUGAGAGGCUGUAGGAGACGGAGCCUGUGCUGGAUUAUUGGUUGGAAUACAUGCAAUCCCCGGUUGUCUGACUUACAGACAACUCGCCCUUAGGAACGAGCCACCAUAAAGUCUAUUGUAUUUAACACAAAUUUUUCAUACAAUGGUUCGUAUUACGAAGCCGCGCACUUCGUUAUAAUGAACGCACGCACUGCUUUGCGACUCGUGUGAAAACAUUGCGUGGCUUCAGCGACGUAUCAGCUCGAAGCACAGUAAAAUACCGUAUGUGGUCACUCUUACUAUUACUGCAUAAUGAUUAUUAUGUACUGUAUUGUUAUUUUUCUGAAUAAUAUUAAAAUUUCACUUAAAAACAGACUGAGGGAGCGGAUUUUGUUUGUAACCUGGACACUGCCUGUAUUUAUGGAUGUAUGAGUCAGUUGGGCCAGUGCUAUAGUGUACAUUUACUUUCCUUAAAAUAACAGAUCCUGAAACUCAUUUAAUCAAUUCACUUCUGUUUAAUAUGGCUUAAUUAAAUUAAGCGGCUGUCAUUCUGUCUGCUGAGUCAUGCUGUUUUCGCUCCCUCGUGUCCGUCCAAUGAUCUCGUGGUGUUUUCCCCCUCGGGCGGCUGCAUGCCCUGACGUUUUCGCUUCCCUGUUCCAUUUCGCGUCCUGCCUCAUGAAAGCCGCCGGCCCGUCCCUCUCCAAAGCAUGAAAGCCCGUCGUUAUCAUCCAAACACGGGGCACUUAGGAGCCUGCAAAUGUGGCUUCCUGGUGCAGUUGUUAAUCUGCUGUUUGUACUUCGUACGUAAUGGUUCAUUGGUCCGAAGUGCUCGUUGGUGAUUAGCACUUUUAUAGGUUAAGAUGGGGGCCCAGUGCACUGUGACACCAUGUGGUGUGUUACCAUGGUCACAUGCACCGAGUUACACCAAGGUUGUUAUUGUUACUAAAAACUGAAAGAAAAUAUUAUUGUAAACUGAAAUAAAUUGAGAUAUGAAGAACUUAAAACGAGAACUAUAAAUACUACUUCCGAAAUUCAAACAAGAAAGUCAAAUGUUACAUUACUCAUUAGAGGAACUGCAAUCCAUUUAAAUGACCAUUUAAUAAUUCCUGGUCCUUUUGAUGAUAUUGGUACAUAAUGUGAACUGUAUUCAUGUAGGUUUCACUAAAGAUCAGACACACAGCUCUGCAACUAAAAUUCAGAUUCAGAUCCAAAUCCUUUAUUGUCAUUGUACAGGGUACAAUGAAAUUUUAGCAGCAGUCCAGUCGGUGCCUUCGAUAAACAAGUAAUGUGAUAUAUAUGAUUAUAUAACAACUAUAUAGAAGUGUGUCGUUUUAAAAUAAAAACUAAUAAGGUCACUCUGAAAGCUAACCAAAACUAAACAGAAUUUCCAUCAGAACUGAAAAUGAAUCAAGCCAUUAACAAGGCUGGGUCACGCCAGCAUCUUUUUGCAUUCAUACACAAUGGCAAUGUUUGCCCCCUAUGGGUGGAAAUGGGUAUGACAAGCCUCUGACUAAAUCGUCAUCAUUGCUUUAUUUUUCUU